CCCUAGGCCGACGGACCAGCUUCUUCCACCCCGUGGGCGGACAGCGACCGAGCAACCUGCAUCGUGAUUAUCUGUCCUGCCUCUAGAGAAGACCAUGGAUGCCACCCCGACACCCUUUGGCCCCGCGCCUGGGCCGAAACACUUUGUACUGUGCUUCGACGGCACCGGGAACAAAUUCUGCGGCGACUCGUCCGACAGCAAUGUCCUGAAGAUCUUUCGGAUGCUCGAUCGCAGUAAGCCCCAUCAGUUCCACUACUACCAGCCCGGCAUCGGGACCUAUGUGACGAGCACGUCGCUUUCUAGCCAUGGGCGCAUCCAGAGGAUCAAAUCGGCCUACUUGAAAGCCAAGGACUCUGCGGUCGGCUCCUCGUUUGAUGAGCAUGUCAUGGGCGGCUACAAGUUCCUGAUGCGAUACUACCAAACAGGGGACGACAUCUAUUUCAUCGGUUUCUCCCGGGGCGCCUACAUUGCGCGUUUCCUGGCGGAGAUGCUCGAUUUCAUCGGCUUACUCGAGGCCGGAAACGAGGAGCUGAUCCGAUUUGCGUGGAAGACGUUCGCGAAGUGGCAGCGGCGCCGCGGGGACAACGAUGAAGAACGCGAGGAAAAGAAGCGCCUAUUUCGCUACAUGAAAGCCUUCCGCGAAACGUUCAGCCGACCGAUCAGCCGGAUCCGGUUCAUGGGCCUGUUCGAUACGGUCAACAGUGUGCCCCGGUUCGAGUCCGCAUGGAUGCAACGAAGCAAGUUCCCAUACACUGCCCGCAGCUCCGCUCGAGUCAUCCGACACGCCGUGGGCAUCGACGAACGGCGGGCCAAGUUCCGCCAGGAUUUGAUCUCUGAGGCGAAACCAUGGCACGAGAAGAAGCGGGACCGGGGACGACAGUACCUGCACCAACUCCGGCACCCCAUGGAACGGUAUGGGAAUGGCACCGUGCCCGUGCUGCAGGUCAACAGUGACGAUGUGGAUAACGCGGAUCCUCCUGCCAACCACCCCGCCAGACACGACCCGGAGACCGAGUCUGUUUACCGCAGUGAUAAUGGCUCGCAUGAAGACCUCCAUGCCGGCCCCCGGUACCGGGCAUCGAAUCUGACGGUGCCCGACCAGAAGAUUGGCUUCUCCGUUCCUAUUCCCACUAGGUCUACUGAGGACCUGAAUUCCAUCCGGAGCGGGCAAUCAGGGCAGCUGUCUCUUCAGGCUCCAGGAACAGCCAGUCACCUGGAAGAGGAUGACGAGGAAACCAGGCAGGAUAUUCAAGAAGUCUGGUUCCCCGGCGGCCAUGCCGACAUUGGAGGGGGUUGGAAACUCGCCGAAGGCGAGGACUGGCCCUUGAGCCACGCCCCGUUGGUGUGGAUGGUCCAGGAGGCGAAGAAGGCCGGGCUGCAGUUCGAACCCCGGAAACUUAAACAAUUCGAAUGCGCCGAGGAAUUCGAUGGGGACUACUCCCCUAUCCGCGAGCACUGGAACCGCCACGAUUUCUGCCGGGAUUCGAUUCACGACUACGGGGAUGAAAGCCAGCACACGUACCGACUGGCCGGCGAUGAGUCCAGAAAGGACGCCUCCGGGUCCAGUCGGCGUUUCCGGGAGGCACUGCUGUGUUCGAGCACCGAGGGUUCGCUGCACGACUGUCUGUCCUUUGGCAACGGACUGACGGCUCUCUCCGUCCUCUCAUGGAGGGUGAUGGAGUACCUCCCGUUUCGACGAAUGGAUUUGCAGAAGGACGGCUCGUGGAAACCGAUCCGGUGGCCGCUGCCUUGUGGCGAGGUGCGCGACAUCCCUGACGACGCUCAGAUCCAUGUCUCCGCUCUCCGUCGCAUGCAGGUCAACCCCAACUAUCGCCCCGGCAACCUGAUCAUUGGCGGUGGUGGGCGCGGGGUUAGGAGGGCUCCCGAACGGUAUGGCAUUGGUCACUGGGAAAUCAAGGACUAUGCCGGCGACAUUGUGCGAGAAGUAUACGUGCGAAAGAAGGAGACGACAAUCUGCCACGAUGACAGCCACCACUGAGAUCGUUGUCACGGUUUUUCAUUUUUCUCCGCUCCUUCCGCCGACCCGAAGAUACGCUCUUUUAUGUGAUUUUCGUUGACCUUGUUUGAUCUAGCACACGCUUGUUUCCUAUUUUCCUUUUGCCGGCUGUUCUUCGGUGCCUUCAAGCGAUGGAGGCACCGGAGGUGGUAGUAUAUUCUUU
This is a messenger RNA of Aspergillus heteromorphus CBS 117.55, 2180 nucleotides long. Its product is annotated as T6SS phospholipase effector Tle1-like catalytic domain-containing protein. The record is from RefSeq and is a predicted model, not a curated record. The coding region runs from base 95 to 1999 and encodes 634 amino acids. The transcript has 2 exons. Lineage: Eukaryota; Fungi; Ascomycota; Eurotiomycetes; Eurotiales; Aspergillaceae.